Messenger RNA from Mytilus californianus (California mussel), 2713 nucleotides. RefSeq names its product chitinase-3-like protein 1. Gene Ontology annotation, molecular function: chitinase activity; chitin binding. Gene Ontology annotation, biological process: chitin catabolic process; carbohydrate metabolic process. Bases 138 to 2168 code for a protein of 676 amino acids. The record is from RefSeq and is a predicted model, not a curated record. Lineage: Eukaryota; Metazoa; Mollusca; Bivalvia; Mytilida; Mytilidae. Gene Ontology annotation, cellular component: extracellular region. The transcript has 10 exons.
UAACCUUGAACGGAUCAAUGAAAUGUCUAACAAGCAGUCUAAAUUCUAUACCGAUUCUUUGUAAUACUGUAGUAAUAUCUUCAGUAAUAUCUAUCUGUCUUUCAUGUAAAGUUUUCAACUAACACGACAGCGUUGUCAUGAUUCGGACCGGUGUUGGUUUUCUGGUACUAUGGUUAUACUUUGAAGUUACUUAUAGUUACAAGAGGGUCUGCUUCUUCACGAACUGGUCACAAUAUCGGCCCGGUAUUGGAGAAUAUAAGGCGGAUAAGAUAGAUCCAUUUUUAUGUACCCAUGUGAUAUAUGCAUUUGGCAAAGUAUCUGGGAAUACAAUUCAGCCAUAUGAACAGAAUGACAUCAAAGAAAAUAGUAAAGGUCAGUAUGAAAUGGCAAGUGAACUCAAAUUAAUCAAUCCGGAAUUAAAAAUUCUAUUAGCAAUUGGCGGAUGGAAUCAUGGAAGCGAACCAUUUUCUGCAUUGGUGUCAGACCAGUCAAACAUGGAUGCAUUCGCAGAGAGCUCAUUGAAUUAUCUCAGAACACAUGGUUUUGAUGGCCUUGAUAUUGACUGGGAGUAUCCUGGUAGCAGAAAUAGCCCCCCGGAGGACAAAUAUAGAUUUACAACAUUGGUCAAGACAUUACGUUCAAAGUAUGACGACGAAGUGUUGUCCGCCGGACGGUCACGACUGUUAUUAACAGCUGCUGUUUCAGCAGGCAGUGGAAUAGUAGAAUCUGCAUAUGAAAUGGACAAAAUAUCACUGUAUUUGGAUUUUAUAAACCUAAUGACGUACGAUUUUGUUGAAGAUUAUAACACAGUAACAAGCCACAACAGUCCAUUUAAUGACUCAGCAAUUUAUGGCUUCAAUGUUGAUUAUGCAGUUAAAAUGUGGUUAAAUGGAGGAGCUCCGAAAGAAAAACUGAUCAUGGGAUUACCUUCAUACGGAAGAUCUUUCACAUUAAGUAAUACCAUGGAAACAGGUUUAGGGGCGCCAUCUAUUGGUCGUGGUACAGCUGGACCUUAUACAAGAGAGAAGAGUGUCUUAGCUUAUUAUGAAAUUUGUUCAAAAAUACAAACAGAGAACUGGACGGAGGUCUGGCUUGACAAACAACAAGUGCCAUAUGCAUAUCAUGGAAACCAAUGGGUUGGGUUUGAUAAUCUUAGAAGUAUUGAAAUAAAGGUAAACUACAUAAUAUCGAACAAUUUAGGAGGAGCUAUGGUAUGGGCCAUUGAUCUUGAUGAUUUUAAUGGCACCUGUGGAAAUGGUGCCUACCCAUUGACUAGUAAAAUGAAAAAUAUGUUCAACGCCUCUUCUCAUGAAUCGAUUUCAACACCGAUAUCAUCAACUGAAGAUAUAACUACUGGUAAAAGAUCUGAUGACAUUAAUAAAGAAACCACAUAUACAUCUACAGAAAGUAUUUCUAGUAACAUAUUCUCAACAAAUAAAGCAUCUAUUAAAAGUGAUAAACCAACCAGUCCUUCAACCCAAGAACCCAUCUUAACGAGAGAAUCAACAACUCAUGAUACCCUUACUGACAGCAAUACACGCAGACAAACUGCAGACACAAUAAGCUAUAAGUCAAAAACAAAUAUGGAGUCAACAGAUACACUCGAAUUAACAACUUUAACAACAAAGCCAACCGUUCAACCUUCAAUGCCUGUUUCAAAUCUUUCCACUCAUAUAGAAAAUGAUAUUACAGAGAUUACACCGUCGACAAAAACAUCUACAGAACAUUCCAGUAAAAUACUGAAAGAAACUACAAAUACCUACAGUCCUGUUUCAAUAAGUAAUCAAAAAGAAACGUCCGGAACAUCUUCAAUGCAAACUGGUUUACUAUUUUCUACUGUGAAGACAUCGACAGAGACAUCACAUUCAACAGUCCCAGAAUUAACCACAAAGUCAGAAUCAAUCUCGUUGACAGAAACUGACUUUGCAGCUGUUACUUUAUCAUCAACAACAGCUAAUUCAAAGUUACCAGAUACACAAGGAUAUUCACUAGAUGCAGAGAAGGAUUUAGACAACAAAUAUAUUAUUAUAAUUGUUUUGUCGGUGGCCCUGUUCUUAUCUUUUCUAUGUAAUGUAGUUCAAUGUAUGAAUUCACAAAAAGAUGACGACAACGAGAACUGCUCCUGCUUCCGAAAUCACAAACAGACUUUUCAGAUGUCGCAUCUAUGACCCGAGAUAUUCAGGCGAUGUAUUUUAAUGUCAUACGGCUAAAUUCUAUUCUCUAUCUAUUUUUCUUAGAUCUUUUUUUUUAAAUCUGUACUAUAGGAGAUUUUAUGUAUAACCAGGUGCAGUGGACAUAUAGACUCUUGCAUUAACAGAAAAUAAAACAAAUAAGUCAGACGCGCCUGGAAUAAUUAGGAAUAUGUGUCACCCAUUGCUUCCGUUUUUUCAUGUUCUUUGCCUGUAAUCUAAAACAAUUUUGCCUCCAACAAAAGCGUUGCCUUUGAUUUUGUCUGAUUCUUCUACUGUCAUCGAGAUUUCGAUUUGUGAUAUUUUUUUUAUCGACAAUUAAAGAAAGCACGUGGAGACAUACGGCUAAAGUAGACAAUUUUUUUAUAAUACCAAUGUCAACGCGUUCUUACUUUUUGAUUUUCAUUUUUGUAAUAUUUUGUCAAGUUUUUCAACAAAUCAUGUUGUAUUUGUUUAUAUACAAUACUUGCAAGUCUGACGGUCAAAUGCAUUAAAAUUCAGACAUUUUCAUCAAUAAAUCAUAA